Phasianus colchicus (ring-necked pheasant) is the source of this 1865-nucleotide messenger RNA. NCBI's taxonomy places the organism in Eukaryota, Metazoa, Chordata, Aves, Galliformes, Phasianidae. The record is from RefSeq and is a predicted model, not a curated record.
UAUUAUUCUUUUUGCCAGAGACUUCUUCCGGUCUGAACAUACUAGUGGUGAUUGACACAAAUAUAAUGAUUAGUCAUCUUGAGUUUGUAAAGUCCCUGAAAUCUGAGGAUAUACCAGGGGUUGGCAAACUUUCCUUGAUUAUUCCUUGGGUUGUUUUACAAGAGUUGGACAACUUGAAGAAGGGGAAGAUGUUAGUGCAUGUUCGACAGAAGGCUGUUCCUGCAGUCCAGUUCAUCUGUGCGUGUCUCAAAAAUCAGGAUCCAAAACUGUGGGGGCAAUCCAUGCAACUUGCUUCACAAAAAAUAUAUGGCCUGAGUGAUGAGAACAACGAUGAUCGUGUUUUACAGUGUUGUCUGCAGUACCAGAGCCUCUUUCCUCAAGCUGUUGUUAUACUGUGCACAGAUGACAAAAAUUUAUGCAAUAAAGCUAUUGUGUGUGAGGUCAAGGCACUCUGUAAAGUGGAUUUGGUUACUGCUCUACUGAAUCUGAAUGUAAACAAGCAUCUGAACUGCCUGAAACUACAGCAGUCAAAAUGUGAUAGAGAAUUCCAGAAAACAGAAAUUAAAUACAUUCAAUGUUUGCUUCUAAACUUUUAUAAGGUGAGGCCAGACAGUGAGCAGAAUUUAUCUGAAGACAGCAUGGUUCUUUCAAAAAGUUCUCUAUGUGAAAGAAUGGAAGAAACAACACCAAGUCUUCAAAACUGUGAAGAAAAAAGGCUGCCUGCAAGCAUGCACGUUGCUCAAGAAGACAGGCACCAGGAAAUCUGGUCAGUCCUUGAAGGUGUAUGGAAUACAAUGAAUUUGUACAGGCUUGAAAUUUUCCAGAAGUUAGAGUCUAACACAGUAAUUGUGAAGUCUUCAUUUGAAGAAGCUUUUUCAGGACUGCAGAAACUGUUAGCAGCUGUGAAUUAUAUCCUUGAAGGAAUUCGUAGAGUUCUGGCCCCAAACAGUAGUUUCCAAGAUAUUUGGACACUGUAUAACUUCCUUAUAAGCCAUGAGAGGAAGAUUAGAGGUGGGCUGUUGCCAACUGGCUGAACUGCAUCACAACAUCAAGCAGCAUCAUGCAUCUGCACACAUGGAAGCAAAGACCAGGGGGUGGCUGUGACACCAAGGUCUGUAACCACAGUGCUCACCCUUGAUUUUGGUCCAAAUGAAGUCAGAAGAGCACUGAGAGGGAAUGUUCAAGAAGCCAAAACUGCCUUCUUUUUUUCUCAACGGUGCUGUUUUAUAAUUGAGUUGAAGGAAAAAAAAGAAAAAAAAAAGAUAUUUUGACUCUUAACUAGUAGCAUUUCCUGUUUCAAGUGAAGAUCUCUGGUCUGAUAAAAGUUUUGUGAUAUACCAAGUUGGAAGCUAGAGCUGUUAUUAAUGAUUAUGUGGUUAUAUAGAAAAAUCAGUAAGUCUGGGGUUUUUUGCUGAUUUUUUUUUUUUGGAAGUAAAGUGCUGGGGAAAAAAAAAAUAUCCACUCUUGAAAGGAGUGGAAUGAGCACAGUUGAAUGCAAAGCCUUAGAGGCACAAUGCUUGCCAUUCCCAUAGCUAGGAAGGAUUUAAACACAAAUGCAGUGUGUGAAUCCUGCAUACUGCACUAUGGUAAGGCUAGAGAGAGAAGGUAAGGAAAGAAGUGGAUUGAUGCUCGCUGUCAUGUAGAUGUUUGUCCUGGGCCUUUCUUUAGUGCUUUUGUCAGAAUAUCCUGAAUACAUUUUCCAUCAAAAAAUCUGUUAAAAGCAUUGAAACCUGAAGUGUAUGUAAUUAGGCAUGUGAAUGAUACUUCAAAAAAAAAAAAAAAAAAAAGAAAAAAACCCUUGAAAUGUUAUCAAAUUGAAAGUGGUGCUUUUCCUUUUUUAAAAUAUCCACUUAAUCUUCAUACAG